Acanthoscelides obtectus is the source of this 819-nucleotide messenger RNA. The record is from the annotation of a GenBank genome assembly. NCBI's taxonomy places the organism in Eukaryota, Metazoa, Arthropoda, Insecta, Coleoptera, Chrysomelidae.
CGUAUUCCUGCUUCGUAUAACGUGAAAUGUCCAAGCAGGUUAACGGCUAGUACAGGGUGAAGAUUUUAUAGAUCAAUUAGUAGUUUUUUGGUGAAAAAUUGUAUAAAAAUGGCUGCGAAAAAAAAAUGGUCGAUCGCUGAAUUGGAAAGUAUGAGCCUAGCUGAUAUUUAUAAAAUUGUAGAGGAUGUAGACGAGGUACCUAGUGAUAAUGAGUCAGUACUAGAUGAUCUGGACGCUGUUAUGAGUGAUGAAAUACCCAUUACUCAAGAAAAUGCUGACCUAAAUAAUGAUCUUUUCAAUCUUCGGAAUAUGGAUGUCAUUUUUGAGGACUUGAUCGAAGAUGAAAACUGCUCUUUAGACAAUGCGCAGUGGGAAAGUGACGAUGAUAUUCCACUAGCUAGAAGAAAUGAUAUAUUUCUGCCUUGCUACUGGACCAAAGAUACAGUAUACAUCAACAAACCAAGCAAAUUUGAAGAAGAGGCUGGCCCCAAUUUGCCUAAUAUCAUUGAAACACCUACGGACGUUUUUUUGCACCUAUUUCCUGAAGACCUCAUCGACCAUAUUGUUUUUCAAACAAACUUAUAUUGUGUACAGAAAUUUGGCGAUGGAAGAAACUUCGUUCCUACAACGAAGGAUGAAAUCAAAGUUUUCUUCGCUGUAAACUUGCUGAUGGGUGUAAAAAGGCUACCCAGUUAUAAAGAUUACUGGUCGUCAGAUGAAGUGCUCAGAGACUCAUUUAUUAGUGGCUGUAUUUCCAGAGAAUGGUUACUAAGUAAUAUUCACCUCAAUGAUAAUUCCGUACAGCCCAAAAAGGAUUAG